CAGGGACAUCCCACAGGGCACAGGGACCAGAGGAAUCUCUCCUGAGCUGCUGCUCCAUGUAGUGCACGAUGCCUUCCCGCUACCUGAGCUUCCGCUGCAGCGUGCCCUGGCUGAUCCUUGUGCUGCAGGCUCUGCUCCUCCUGCGCUCCUUCUUCGGCUUCCCACGUGUCAGUGACACCUACUCCCCGUCCAACCCCUACCCAGAAUUUCAAGAUGUCAACCACAUGGUGAUUUUUGGAUUUGGCUUCUUCCUGAUGGUUCUGAGAAGAUAUGGCUUUAGCAGCACCGGGUUCAACUUCCUGCUCGUUGUUCUGGGUGUCCAGUGCUCUGUGCUGGCAGAGGAUUUAUUAGUUUUCCUUAGGGGACAGCGAAAUGCACCUGGUUUGGAAAGCCUAGCAAAGGCUUUUGUGAGCGUGACUGCUGUGGUCAUCUCCACUGGGGCUGUCCUGGGCAGGGCCAAUCCUGUGCAGCUCAUUGUCAUGACCCUGGUGGAAUUAAUCUUCUUCUACGUGAGCAGAUACAUCAACGAGACAUUCCUGGAGGUCUCUCGGCACCUCACUGGGACGCACGUGUUCCUCUUUGGAGCCUACUUUGGCCUGGCACUCGCCUCCCGCUUCCCUGAGGCUCCCCCGGGGCUGGACAAGGACAGGAGCACCCCAAAGUCAGAGCUGUUCUCAGUGCUGGGCACUGUGUUUGUCUGGGUGUUCUGGCCGAGCUUCAAUUCCAUCCUGCCUUUACUCAAGAUGCGAGCAGUGCUCAACACUUACUUGGCCCUGGCAGUGAGUGCUGUGGCUGCCUUCAUGUUGUCUGCUCUGACCUCCAGGGAUGGCAAAUUCAGAAUGGCUCAGAUCCGCAGUGCAGUGCUGGCUGGAGGCGUCACCAUCAGCUGCACCACAGAGCGCAUCCACCACCCCUGGAUUGCCAUGGUCCUGGGGCUGCUGGCCACUGUCAUCACCAUCCUGGGCUCUCACUGUGUGCAGAGGUGCUUUAAUCCUGCCUUGAAGCUCCAGGAUACUUCUGGAGUUCAUUUCACUUUUGGGUUGCCUGCUGUGCUUGGAGCUGUGGCCGCUGUUGUGCUCACAGUUGUAGAAGAUGGGAUUGCCACGCGAUGGAAUGAUUUAUCCAGACUGGGUUAUGAUGCCUUUGUUUAUAUUGGUGCCUUCUGCCAGACCAUCAGCACUGCCCUGAUAACAGGAUUGAUUACAGGUUUGAUCUUAAACAUCAAACUGCUGAAAGCUGUGCAUGUCUCCAAGUACUUUGAUGACCAGUUUUACUGGGAGUUUCCCCACUUGUCUGUUGGAUUUUGAGUGGAGGAUCCCAGCUGACAGACAGGACCAAGAUAAGAUUUUCCCCUUUAUCACCAGAAAAACUGAACAGCUAUGGUGGGUUC
This is a messenger RNA of Melozone crissalis (California towhee), 1390 nucleotides long. Its product is annotated as RH-like protein. Gene Ontology annotation, biological process: ammonium transmembrane transport; ammonium homeostasis. NCBI's taxonomy places the organism in Eukaryota, Metazoa, Chordata, Aves, Passeriformes, Passerellidae. The coding region runs from base 69 to 1307 and encodes 412 amino acids. Gene Ontology annotation, molecular function: ammonium channel activity. Gene Ontology annotation, cellular component: plasma membrane. The transcript is spliced from 10 exons. The record is from RefSeq and is a predicted model, not a curated record.